UUUGAAGUUUGUAAAUUGGGUAACUGAGCCAUCACUUUCUCUUUCUUUAUAGACAACAGCUACACUAGUAGAGUUUUCAACUGAGAAAGAAAGAGAAUUGUUUUUCAUUUAUUCCUCAGCGAUUCAAUACUACAGCCUUUUACAGCUGAAAGCUGAUUCUUGAAAUUCGCGUAGAAGGAGGCAAACAGCUAUUUAUAUUCUCUGCAAACGCCGCUCGUGGCCAUUAAAGAUUAGACGGCUAUAAUUGUGAGAUUUGGUGUUUUGUGAUUGGUGAAAAGAAAAUUAUAUAAAGCAUUUUCACCUUUCCUUGAUCCGCCAUUUUCUCAUUUGUGUGCAUUGGUUUUAACCAUUAGAGCAAACUGUACUUGGGUUCUAUACAGAGAACUUUGAAGGAGAAAAGACUUGUUUUUGAGUUUGUUACUUAUAUUAUAUGGUUUAGUAGUUGACCAUUUUGAAAGGUGACAUAAUAUCCACAAUCAUCGGCAGGACGGUGAAACUUGUUGGGAUUAUUCUGUUGGCUUUGGAGGAACUUAAGGGAGUGAAACUCGGUCCUAAAACUCCGGAAUUGGCGUGUGGUAUUUAAAGAGUUAUGGGUGGUUGUUUAUUUAUGUGGUGAGAGGGUAACUGAGGAUUUUGAUGUGUAGUUGUGAUGAUGAAAACAAUGCAAGUAGAAGAAGUUUUCUUUGAUUCUGCUGAUUCUUUGGUGUUGGAGGAAGAGGAACUAGGUUUUGUGAAAAAGAAUUUGGGGUAUGAUGUAUGGUUGAUGGAGCCAGAAAGUGUGACGAGUCGACGAGAGAAGUUUUUGAAUGAAAUGGGAUUUGUUGGACUUGACUGCCUACCUAGUGCAGCCAGUGAUGAAUCUGAUUCAAUGGGGUUGAACAGGAUUGCGGAGAGUAGUGAAGCAGUUUGUAGUUCUGCUUCGGAGGAAGAGUUUAUGUGUAAUGAAAGGGAAUCUAGUGGUAAUGCGAAUUCAUUGACUGAUGAAUUAGAUCAGACUUGGUUUGAUGAUGAUUGCACUUCUUCGCGUUCUACGGAUGGAGAACAUACUUGUUUUGAUGCUACUUCCGACCACACACACGGUAAGGAUAGAAACUUGAAAAAGCAGAAAAUGAAGAAGUGGUGGAAACAAUUUAGCCUAAAGAUGAGUAAAAGUCAAUCUACUGAUGCAUUUAAGACUUCUAAUGAGAUAUUCACUGAAAAGCAGAAGGUAACUCCAAUGAAAGUGCAACUGAACAAGAAGAAAAUUAAUGAGUUUAGUGCGAUUUAUUGUGGACAAGAAAUCAGUGCUCACAGUGGUCUUAUUUGGGCAAUGAAGUUUAGCCCUGAUGGGAAAUAUUUGGCUAGUGCUGGUGAAGAUGGGGUUGUUCGGAUUUGGCUAGUCACAGUUGAUUCAUCAUGUGAAUCACCUAACUUCAGUUUAAGCAGUCACUGCGUCAAAGGCAAGCAUGGACAUAAAAAGAACAAGUCUUGUUAUACCCCUGUUAUUGUUCCUAAGAAGGCAUUCAAAAUCGAUGAGUCACCGCUGCAUGAAUUUUAUGGCCAUACUGCUGGCAUAUUGGACCUUGCCUGGUCCUCAUCUAACUGUGUUCUAUCUUCAUCCAAAGAUAAAACCGUUCGUCUAUGGAAAGUUGGUUUGGAUGGAUGUCAAGGAGUUUUUCAUCACAAAAAUUAUGUGACAUGCAUCCAGUUCAAUCCUGUUGAUGAGAACAUCUUCAUCAGUGGCUCCAUAGAUGGAAAAGUUCGUAUUUGGGGAGUUCCAGGAAAGCGAGUUCUGGAAUGGGCCGAUGCUCAUGACAUUGUGACUGCCAUAGCUUAUCAGCCAAAUGGCCAAGGUUUUAUAGUUGGUUGUAUCUCUGGUACUUGCUGCUUCUAUGAAUUGAACGAAAGCGUACUUUCCUUGAACACACAAGUACAUCUUCAUAGUAGGAAGAAAUCCUCUGGCAGCAGAAUCACUGGCAUUCAGUUUUUCGAAAAUGACUCCCGAAGAGUUAUGAUAACAUCAGAGGAUUCCAAAAUCCAUAUUCUUGAUGGGGUCGAGAUCGUGCAUAAAUAUAAAGGUCUAUCGAAAUCAGGAUGCCAUACAUCUGCUACAAUUAGCUCAACUGGAAAACACAUAGUAUCAGUCGGGGAGGACUCACGUGUCUAUCUCUGGGACAAUGCUGAUGAUAUAAACAUCCAAGCAUCCAAACAAACAAAAUCUAUACGAUCCUGUGAGCAUUUCCUCUCGGAAGGCAUUUCUGUUGCAAUACCGUGGUCAGGGCAGGCAACAACAGUAGUGGAUUCAGAAAAUUUUGGCAGUUCCAACUUUGAUCCACUAAGGGGUGAACAUCAAAAGGCUUCUUCUAAGACUUUGGAUUCAAGACGAUUUUCUGUUGGAAAUUGGUUUUCUAUGGAUGUGUCAUUUAGGGGCUCCGUGACAUGGCCAGAAGAAAUGCUUCUUCCACACGAAAAUGAUGAACACCUUUGUAGUUCUAAUGAUGAUGAUCUUCAUCAACAAUAUCAACAUAACAAGAACCUUAACUACAGAGCGUUGUCCCCGGCAUGGGGCCUUGUCAUUGUGACAGCUGGUUGGGAUGGAAAGAUUCGGACAUUCCAUAACUAUGGAUUGCCUGUCCGAGUUUAAGAGUGAUUUUGUUGUCACGAAUUCAAGCAUUUUUCCACAACUCGGACAUGUUUGAAUGGAUGGAAUAGCACCCUCUUCUUCUAAAAAUGUUGCUACAUCUGUGUCGGAUCU
Solanum verrucosum is the source of this 2734-nucleotide messenger RNA. RefSeq lists its product as uncharacterized. The record is from RefSeq and is a predicted model, not a curated record. The coding region runs from base 650 to 2623 and encodes 657 amino acids. Lineage: Eukaryota; Viridiplantae; Streptophyta; Magnoliopsida; Solanales; Solanaceae. Gene Ontology annotation, molecular function: protein binding. The transcript is spliced from 9 exons.